CUCGAGACUUACCUACUUGGGUCGCUCCUUCACCGCCGUUAUGAGCUACAUUUCGGCCGAUUCGCCCAAGAUGGGCGAGGCAGAGCACUACAAUGCGUUGGUACAGGAGACGUCCAAAGCCGUGGGCCAGUUCAACCAGGUCACGCGCAACAUCGCGCAGAAGAUGACGCUGUUCGGCACGCCACAGGACUCGCGCGCCAACCACCAGCAGCUCACUGAGCUCACGGACCGCGGCAACAAGCUCGUAGCCAAAAUUAAUCGCAGAUUGCACGAGCUAGACAAGGGAGCGAAGGCUGCAGGUGGACGCGCGCGCAGGACGCAGGUGGCUAAACUAUCCGCCGACUAUAAGAACCAGCUCAAGAGCUUUGAGGAGACGUGUCAGCAGCUACUGGCCGCGGAGCGGGCCGCAGUGUUUAACCUCCGCCAGUCGUCGCUUUCGUUCCGCUCGGAUGACGACCAGAAGCCUGCGGGUUUUGACGGAUACAACGAAGACCAGAUCUACGCGCAGGCCAAUGUGACCAGCUAUAAUGAAGACGAGGAGGAUAUUCUAAAGAUCAAUCAGCAACUGCAUGAAGUAAACGCGGCGUACCAGGAGGUUGAUGGACUGGUGCAGGACCAGGGCGAGAUUGUUGGUGCGUCGUCACCUUAG
Messenger RNA from Phytophthora infestans T30-4, 649 nucleotides. RefSeq lists its product as uncharacterized. Gene Ontology annotation, biological process: vesicle-mediated transport. The coding region runs from base 41 to 649 and encodes 202 amino acids. The transcript is spliced from 2 exons. NCBI's taxonomy places the organism in Eukaryota, Oomycota, Peronosporomycetes, Peronosporales, Peronosporaceae. The record is from RefSeq and is a predicted model, not a curated record. Gene Ontology annotation, cellular component: membrane.